Molecule: messenger RNA, 1752 nt
Organism: Acanthamoeba castellanii str. Neff
Lineage: Eukaryota; Discosea; Longamoebia; Acanthamoebidae
Product: pentatricopeptide (PPR) repeatcontaining protein
Exons: 1
Biological process (GO): RNA modification
Molecular function (GO): protein binding; RNA binding; zinc ion binding
Source: RefSeq, a predicted model, not a curated record
GCUCGACAAUCGCCGGCCGCCCUUGCACCGGUGGCAAGCCAAGGCACCAACGCUGGCAGCCGGCGCGUCGUGGCAUUGUGCAAGCAGAACAGGAUCAGGGAAGCUGCUAGCCUCUUCGAUCAGCAUCCGACUCCCUUCAGCGCGUCGGCACUCAUCUCCGCAUGCGGGAGGCGCCGCGACCUCAAGCAGGCGCUUGGCGUCUACGCAAAGUUCAUCGCGAGCGGCCACCAACCGAAUGCCGUGCUCAUCGGCUCGCUUGUCAGCGCGUGCCGACGCUGCGGUGAGCCGGGCAGGGCGCUUCGCCUCCUCGACGACCUGGACCGAUUCGACAUCGCGAUCGAUGAGUCCAGCUUCCACAUGCUGGCGGCGGCGUCCGCUGAAGCUGGCGACGCGGCAGCAGCCAAGAGGCUGCUGGUCCGGCUUCAAGAAGGUCGCCUGCCCUUCAAGGCCAACAGUGUCGACUGCGGGCAGCUCAUUAAGGGUCUGGUCACCGGCGUAGACCCCGAUUCCGCCGGGGCCAGUUCGAGGAUCGCUGACGCGCUGGCCCUGUUGGAGCUGAUGGAGGAGCAGGCCAUCGCGCAAAACAGCUGCCAUUUCACCCCUGUCCUCGCAGCGUGCGCUGCCACUGGCGAAGCAGCGAUCGGGCGACAGCUUCACACACGUAUCGUCGGCAGUCAAAGCCAAGCCGUCGUGAACGACUACACCACGGCCGCCCUGAUCAGCAUGUACGCCAAGUGCGGGUUUGUCGACGAAGCCGCCGGCGUGUUCGCCGACAUGCGGCGCUUGCAGCAGGACGGGCGAUGCGAGCUGCGGGUGGGCUCCUGGUCGGCCAUGAUCCAGGCGCUGGGUCAGCACGGCCGAGGCAAGGAGGCACUCGCGCUCUUCGACGAGAUGGUCACCGACCGACACGCAACGCCCGAUGGUGUGGCCGUGAACACCGUGCUCAGCGCCUGCAGUCACGCCGGACUGGUGGAGGAGGCGCUCCGGGUCUACAGCGGCCUCGUUGCGGGGCGCUACGGGGCCAUCGCACCCGACAUCCAGCACCAGACUUGCGUCGUGGAUGCCCUGGGCCGAGCGGGUCGGCUCGACGAGGCCGAGCAGUUCAUCGACACCAUCUCGCGACCGAGCGAGGUGACCUGGCGAACACUACUGGGGGCCUGUCGCAUCCACGGCGACGUUGCCCGGGCCGAACGCGCCGUCGCGCGCCUUCGCAAACUCGCACCGAGGGACGCGCCCACGCGCGUGCUGAUGGCCAACGUCUACGCUGCCGCCGGCCACUGGGAGGAACGGGACCUCGAGCGAAAGAAUAUGGACAAGGCUGGCGUGCGAAAGCGGCCGGGCAAGAGCUGGCUGGUCGUGGACGGGACACGGCAUGUCUUCACGGUCGAGGACAAGCGGCACCCACGAAUCGAGGAGAUCCGCGCCGAGCUCGCCGUGCUCUGGCAGAGGAUGAAGAAUGCUGGAUUCGUCCCCAACACGUCGGUUGUGCUGCGGUCGAUGGCAGACGAGGAGGCCAAGGAGUGCCAUCUGUGCCACCACAGUGAAAAACUUGCGAUCACCUUCGGGCUGAUGAGCACGCCGCCGGGUACGACCAUCCGCGUGUUUAAGAACUUGCGCGUGUGCCCCGAUUGCCACGAGGCCACCAAGUUCAUCGCCCACCUGACCGGGCGGGACAUCGUUGUGCGUGACGCCAACCGGUUCCACCACUUCCAUGGCAGCGGCCAGCACUGUUCGUGCGGCGACUACUGGUAA